GAAUUUGACGCUGCUUCGACCGCACACCGCCCCUCGCUUGCCUCUCCAGCUGUUCCCACCGCUGGUGCUCCUUCUGCCGUCAGCCCGCUGCUGUGCCGUGCCGUGCGCCCGCAUUUCCGAUGCAGCAGCGACCAUGACAGGCAUCGCCGCUGCUUCUUUCUUCUCCAACGCUUGCAGGUUCGGCAGCUGCGGACUUCAUUUCGACUCCCUGGCCGAGCUCAUCGUGCACAUCGAGGAUAACCACAUCGACACAGACCCCCGCCUUCUGGAGAAGCAGGAGCAGCAGCAGCCCACUUAUGUCGCCCUCAGUUAUAUUAACAGGUUCAUGACUGAAGCUGCCAGGAGAGAGCAUGAGGCUCUGAAGAAGAAGAUGCUGCCCAAGUUGUCUCUGUCUCUGACGGGCAGUCUGUGUCGCACCAGCGGAAACCUCACUCCUCCCGUCACACCCCCCAUCACGCCUUCCUCAUCCUUCCGCAGCAGUACACCCACAGGUAGCGAGUGCGACGAAGAGGAUGUAGACUUCGAGGAGUCCGACAGCGACGAGUCGUGGACCACAGAGAGCGCCAUCAGCUCGGAAUCCAUCCUCAGCUCCAUGUGCAUGAACGGAGGGGACGAGAAACCCUUCGCCUGCCCCGUCCCCGGCUGUAAAAAGAGAUACAAGAAUGUCAACGGCAUUAAAUAUCACGCCAAGAACGGCCACCGGACCCAGAUUAGGGUCCGCAAACCCUUCAAGUGCCGCUGCGGGAAGAGCUACAAGACAUCUCAGGGUCUCCGCCACCACACCAUUAACUUCCACCCGCCCAUCUCCACUGACAUCAUCCGUAAGAUGCAGCAGUAAGGGGAACGAUGGAGCGCCCUUCUUCCUAAACGUCCACCAUCACCAGCAGCAAACGCUGUUUCUUCUUCUCUUCACUUUGCUCCAACUGUGACACUAAGAGUCCAUCAUUAUUUUGCAUGCUUUAAAAAGCAUACUAUUUUUUUUUGAUGUUCUUAAAGUAGUCACAGUUUUGCGGUUUGCACAUUUAAGCUAUGAAAAUGUACAUUUUUUAAUUUUUUUUUAAAUAAUUUUUUUGGACCUAUGGUGCUUGUUGGCGAAAAGAGUUUUUUUUUUAGCAUGAUGUUUUGCAUUAUUCAAACAAAGUGGAUGUGCCAAAUUCGGACCCCAUUUGAAGGCAACAUUAGCUACACCCGCACGAUAACGAUAUAACUUAUGCUACACAACGCUGCCAACCACAAUAACGAACAUAUUAAUACACGUGCCUAAUAACGGGUGGCCAUAUUUUUAUUUUUACAUCACCCAACUCAGGUGACGUUUGCAAGCAUUUCAGCAACGUGUUCUAACAGUGUUCAAAACCUCAUUUUUUUUUUACAUUCAUUCCUAAUACUGAAGUAGUUUUCUCCUGAUUACUUUAUAAUGUGGGAUUUUUAAGCACUUUUUUUUCUCUCUUAACAAGUUGCCAACAAAUGAGCAUUUUUGCCAAACUAACGUUCCUGGUGUAUACGUAUUAUGUAAAUAGAAAGUAUCCAAGAUCUACUGUUAGGUGGUCUAGUCUUGUGAUGUUUGUCCUUGCCUUGAAUUAUCAAAUCAUUCCAGAUCAUGACAGCGGAGGUAAAUGGGUGUUAAGAGCAAGGGGUGUCCAAUAUACGGAUCUGGGAGCCCUGCAUGGGAGGGUCUCGUCUUGCUAAAAAGGACUUUGUACAAGUUCAUCAUUCAUUUGACCGAAAGAAUCGUGGAUACAAGCGGCUGGAAUGAGUUUCCACCGUAGGGUAGCUGGACUCACCCUAAAAGAUGAGGAGUGAGGAGCGAAGUCAUCCGGAAGGGGAUCAGAGUAGAACCGCUUCUCCUUCACAUCGAAAAGAGUCAGUUGAGGUGGCUAGGGUAUCUAGUCCUCCCUGGUGAGGUGUUCUGGGCAUGCCCAGCCGGGAAAAGGCCCCAGGGCAGACAUAGGACACGCUGAAGGGACUAUGUCUCACAGCUGGCCUGGGAACACCUUGGUGUCCUCCCAGUGGAGCUGGGACCGGGAAGUCUGGGCUUCCCUACUGUUGCCCCUGCAACCCGGAUAAGCGGAGGAAAAUGAAUGGAUGGGUGGCAGUGGAUGCUGGAGCCUAUCCCAGCUGUCUUCAGGCGAGAGGCGCGGUAUACCCUGGACUGGUGGCCAGCCAAUCACAGGGCACAUAUAGACAAACAACCAUUCACACUCACAUUCAUACCUAUGGACAAUUUGGAGUCGCUAAUAAACCUAGCAUGUUUUUGGAAUGUGGGUGGAAACCCAAGUACCCGGAGAAAACCCACGCAUGCACGUGGAGAACAUGCAAACUCCACACAGAGAUUGCCGAGAGUGGAAUUGAACUUGGGUCUCCUAGCUGUGAGGCCUCCGUGCUAACCACUUGAACACUGUGCAGCCGUUGUCAGUCCAUUCAUUCAUUUUUUUACCGCUUAUUCUCAAGGGUCGCGGGGGUGCUGGAGCCUAUCCCAGCUGUCUUCAGGCGAGAGGCGGGGUACACCCUGGACUGGUCGCCAGCCAAUCACAGGGCACAUAUAGACAAACAACCAUUCACACUCACAUUCAUACCUAUGGACAAUUUGGAGUCGCCAAUUAACCUAGCAUGUUUUUGGAAUGUGGGAGGGAACCGGAGUACCCGGAGAAAACCCACUCAUGCACGGGGAGAACAUGUAAACUCCACACAGAGAUUGGAAUUGAACCCUUGUCUCUAACCACUUCCGUGCAGCCCUUUUGUACAAGUUUUAAUUGAAAAAUCUUAACUUUCAAUUUGCCACCAAUCAUGUCUGAAAAUGUAUUUUCCACUGCAUGGCAUGGAUGUUUGCAUUUCAAUGGAGAGUUGUGACAGUAUUGUACUGCCAGAUGUCUUUUAACAGUGUACAGUGAAUGUAUUUACGCUUCAAGUGCAUUAAAGUAUAUUUUCAUAUGUUUCUGGAGAGGAAAAAAAAACAACUUGUAUUUCCUCAAAAAAAAAGCUGCUUCGUGUAAACUUUUGUUAUGUUUGG
Molecule: messenger RNA, 3007 nt
Organism: Doryrhamphus excisus (bluestripe pipefish)
Lineage: Eukaryota; Metazoa; Chordata; Actinopteri; Syngnathiformes; Syngnathidae
Gene: jazf1b
Product: JAZF zinc finger 1b
Cellular component (GO): nucleus
Source: RefSeq, a predicted model, not a curated record